CGGAUGGCAUCCACUCUCCAAAGUGGUCAUCCGCAGUGUUACGAUCAACCGAACGGAACCGGAUCCGAGCGGGCGGUUUUGUUGUAGGCUGCAACGCAAGACGCAGAAGAAGUACCAACAAUACAAACAACCAAAGCAAGUGUAAGACGGCAGAUCCCAGGAUUUCAAUUUCAAUCAGGCAGCUUCCCCGUUUCUGUCCCUUCCGCUACAACACGAACCUGCUCGGACUGGCCAGCAUCCUCGUUAACGAUAAUUGAAACUGACAGAUGGGCAUGGCAUAUCGGAAACUAACCACUACUAUCUCUAUAUUUAUUGAUCAGACACCAUUCGAUCCCAACAGGCAGGACCUCUUUCUUCACGUCGUCAAAUAAGCUGAUUUACCACACGUUUUAAUGAUCGCUUACGGUGAUUUGGUGUUUCGAACGCUAACGAACGAUCGUGAAGGUGGGUGCCAAACGUGGAGUCAACCGAACCGUACGGUGAACAACAAACGCAUCCAAAUUCCGCUGGUGGCAACGGACUUGUAACGAGCCCUCGAAUGUACCACAAGGACGGAACCGUAGAUGUGAAGCUAUUAGCCGACCUUGGGUACAUAGCCGACCGUCUUCGGAACCUGGAACAGAAGUGGGAUUUGACAGAGCUGAAGGAUCUGCAUCGGCGCAUCGUACUCAAGUUGGACGAUCCACCGACGAGCGUACUGCGACUACGCGAAACGAUUACGCACACGCCGACCGUACCACCGGGGUCUCCAGUACAGCAGGAGCAGGAAGUGCCAGUGAACGAGGAAGCAGGUGUACCGGUUGUGAUCGUUGCAGAUGAACAAGCGCCCAGCGUGGUAGUAGUGGAGGAAUCGUCGGAAUAUUCUGCAGCAUCCAACGCAUCCAACCGCGACAAGGAUGUUAAUGAUUGUAAUGAAAAGAUCGUCUGGGAUGCUGGAAAUGUCGACGAAAAAGUACAAAAACUAGACCAGCUAGAGGAACUAGUGAUCGCUUUCUAUCGCAGCUGUGGUCGACGCUAUUCCGGGUGUACGGUGGAGCUUCCGGGCAAUACCACAGCCCGAGACGGUCCCGAGCACAGCCGUGCACGAACGAAACGUACCAAAAAGAAGCAUCCGAUCAGGAAAGUGGUGGAUCCAUCGUCACCAUCACACCAAGGUCAGCAGCAAAGGCAGCAACCGGAUCCUGAUCGUACUAUGAACCAAGGCGCCGACCUGGACCAGGAUCGGGAUCAUCUCGCACGUGUUGCACCAUCGCCAGCAUCGUCCGACACCAGUGCCGUCCCGUGCGUUGACACGCGGCAAACAUCACAACCGUUGCGCUCGAUCCACGGUGAGGACGACGGCCCGAUCGGACCGGGUUCGCUCGAUCGCGAGACAGCACUUGACGACGAGGAAGAUACGGUUACGCUGACAGCAGAAACGAGCAGCGAAUGCUGCAGCCAGCGAACUGUGGUAGCAUUGGCGGGGGCAGAGCCAUCACCCGUCCAUGACCGGACCGAAACGGUCGCCGGCAGCGACACGACCACCGACGACGACAACGACGAAAACGAGGAGGACGGCGAUACGGGUGGUUCCGGCGCGGACGCCAACGAUGAGGCGGAACUGGGUGAUACGCGCACCGGACGAUCCACACUAGAGAAGGAUUCGUCACCCUCAUCCCGGCGGUGCUCGCUCGGUGGUGAGUUUGAGACGGAACAGAACCGGCGCCUUCGACGUCGGCUGUCCGAGCUGACGAACAACUUUUGCACACCGAAGCAGUUUCAGCAGCUAUGUGACAAUCUGGACAGCAUCACCGACAACGAUCUGAAGCUGCUUAUAAGGGAACUGAAGAGAAAGAUCGAAUUUGCCGAAAGGAUGAACUGGCUGUGUCUGUCGAGUAGACCGCGCGGUCCACCGCAUCGGAAAACUAGCCUACCAAAGCACACGGACGUGAAGCAGCGCUUCCUGGAGACGUGCGACACGACGCUAUCGGACGAGGUGAAGGCCGCCCUGCGGCUGCCAGCAUUCGAUUCGUACGAAUGGGAAGACUGGGACGUGAUCCACCUGAUGCAGACGAUGUUUGUCGAGCUGAAUUUGCUGGAAAAGUUUAACAUACCGAUCGGGACGUUGCGCGAGUGGCUGUACGAGGUGUACAAGCACUACAACGAUGUACCGUUCCACAACUAUCGGCACUGCUUCUGCGUCGCCCAAAUGAUGUACGCCAUCGCAUGGCACACGAAUCUGGUGCAACGGCUAGGCGAGCUGGAGGUGUUGGUCUUGCUGGUGUCCUGCAUCUGUCACGAUUUGGACCACCCCGGUUACAACAAUAUCUAUCAGAUUAAUGCACGAACGGAGCUAGCAUUGAGGUACAAUGACAUUUCACCCCUGGAAAACCACCACUGCUCGAUCGCGUUUCGAUUGCUGGAACAUCCGGAAUGCAACAUAUUUCGCAACAUGAGCAAGGAGAUGUACAAAGAUGUACGCGAGGGAAUUAUCCGGUGCAUAUUGGCCACCGAUAUGGCCCGACAUAACGAAAUCCUCACGCAGUUUCAAGAGGCUACACCCGAAUUCGAUUACGGCAACAAGGUUCACACGAAUCUGCUCUGCAUGGUACUGAUCAAGGUGGCGGAUAUUUCGAACGAAGCGCGUCCGAUGGACGUUGCGGAACCUUGGGUUGAUCGACUGUUGCAAGAGUUCUUCGCACAAAGCGCAGCGGAAAAGUCCGAAGGUCUACCGGUGACCCCGUUUAUGGAUCCCGACAAGGUGUCUAAGCCGGGUAGUCAGGUGCGCUUCAUCGGUCUCGUACUGUUGCCAUUAUUCGAAGCACUUGGUGACCUGCUGCCGGAACUAACCGAUCUUAUCAUCACGCCGGUGCGGGUCGCUCUGGAUUACUAUCGACGCCUGAACGAUGCCGCAAACAAAACCCGUCGAUCGAUCGCCGAAGCGGAGGCCGCUUCCUCCGAGAGCGGUGGCUCACCGCAACUGCCACGGUCGCAGUCCGGCAUCAGCGUCAAAUCUCGACGUAGUAUUCCCUCGCAAAAGUCCGCAUCUCGCACGUCUGUUGAUGAGCCUAUUUUAAUUGCAGCCGAACUGCACGAUCUACCGGAGGGCAGCGAAAGCGGUGACUCCGAGACGGCCACCGAAGUCGACGUGGCAGAGAAAACGUCCAAAUUUAAGGUGGACACGGAAAGCAUCCACCGCAAACAGUCGCACCCGAACUCCCGGAAGGGUAGCCGCGAGAAGCGCCCCUCGAUGAUCGGUGAAUACUACACCACAGGUACGCGCACCCGUGGUUCCCACGGCAACAUACAGCAUACUAAUAAUCGCACGUAUUUUGGUUCGAAUCGCGCCAUUAGUCUAGACCAGUACAGUAACAACCGGCGCAUGUCCGACGGCGUCCCGAUACAGACGGUCCACUCAGACAACAGCGUGCUGUACUACCACCAUCAGCGGCAGCACCGCAGCCUUGACCACGACACUAUGUAUUCGUCUUCGGACAAGAGCACCAGUCUGAACAGCACGCACGAUACAGCGCCGACAGGGACAGAUCCGGCUGCCCAGCACGUACCACCGCCGGUGACGGGGAAACAAAGGUUGGGCAAGCUGUUUGGCAAUGGCAGUGGCAGCCCGGUGGCCGCCGCAUCGGCGGUGGCAAAUCUCAAAAACAACAACAGCAACAGUGGAACGGGUGGCGCAUCGAGUAGUGGCGCUGGGAAACACUUUUGCCGAAUGUUGAGCUUUAAUCAGCAGCAAAAGCUGGACAAGCUGCGCAACAACAAUAACAGCCAGAACAAAAACAACAACAACAACAACAACAGUAGCAGCAACAACAAAAGCACCGAAGGCAACGGCAACAAUAACAAUAAUAAUAACAACAAUAACAAUAGCAUUAGCAACAAUAAGAACACGCACAGUGCUGCGUCGAACAGUCACGCCAGGCAUCUCGAUGGGCGUGAAGCUUUUUUUGCGGGUGCGCCGGGAAUGCACCCGGUGGCGGGCUGCCCCGCUGGUGGUGGUGAUGGUGGCGGCGGAACCGAUGGGACCAUUUCCGGGAGUGUCGGAGGUGGCGGUAAUGUGGAAGCAGGCGGAGGCGGUGUUAAGGGUGGCAAUGGUAAUGGCAGCAAUAAUGGACCGGCGGGCCGUCCAGCGAACGCGUCAUCGUCCUCAGCGUCGACCGGUUCAAAAUCGUUCCUGUCCCGGUUGCGCCAGCUGACCGGCCGGCUCAGCUUUAACUUUGACUCGCGGGAAUCGAAAAAGUUGCAGCUCUUGGCGGCAAAUGCUCCCGAGCGCAUCCCGAAACCUUCCGGUGUGCCAAAACGGGACCAUCGUCUGGAGAAGUCGCGCACGGUAGAAGUGGGAGAUCUCGGGCCGGUGGCGAUAUGUGGCGAUAGUACGAUGACUGGCCAACAGCCAGCAAGUGUUAGUAGUUCACUGAUGGUUCAUCAUCAACAUCAGCAGCAGCACCAUACGGUUGGACUCGUAGCAGGUGAGUCCUUCUACGGUGGAGGACCGCCGGUGGUAAUGAACCAACCGAAAUCAAUUUCACCCAUCCUCAUGCAGCACCGUCACAGUGAGGUGUUGGGUUUGGGUGGACCAGCGAGUGCCGCGGCCCGAAGCCGUGCCUACAGUCUGGAUGUGCCGAUCGGCGGACGUCACUGCUGUCGCAGUCUCAGCGGCAGUACUACUGGUGGUGGCGCUGGGUCUAGUUGCGGAGGCAGCCACAAGAGUCUCACCUUUUCGCUCAACAAUCGCUCCCUGACGGAGGACAACGAUGGUGGCAGUUUGGCGCUCGUGUCCAGUGAUCGUAAAUCGGGUAUAGGGCCACUGCGUAAUGGGACCGAUAACUCUCUGCUGCUAUUAGCGGACGAUCCGUCCUUGGCCGUCACCGGUGGUGCUGGUAGUGCACCGCCUGAUGAAACCAUUUGACAACAACAGCAACUUCAGCAGCAGCAACAUCAUCUGCUACAUCACACGAACUCUUCGUACGAACCGUCGCUGCAGGGCAUCUUGCUCACCUCAACCUCGCUGCAGGCCGAUUCACCGCAGUCGCAGCAUCUCGGGCCGGCACGCGCUUCCAUGGAUUCGGAACGCAGAGCACCAUUCGCCGAGUCAGAAUCCAUCUCCUCCAAGCACACGUCCGCACUGGUGAGCUACUGGAUUUGUUUGACCGAGCGCAUGAGUUCCCUGAUCUGCAAAUGUUGCGAGCGUACGCUACCGCCGGCGGAAAGCGUCUAGUGUCUACCCACACAGUUGCUCGUACCGGACGGGCGGGUGAGUUUUUCAGCAAGGGCUGAAACGUUUUAAUCUACACAGACACGCGGGCGGACAGUUUGCUGGCAUGUUCACUGCGUUAUCAGUUUGUUUCUUGUUUGUUUUUCAUUUCGAAUAGACAACGUUUUAACUAUUUACUGUCUACUUGCUUGUGUUCAUACUAUCUUUUACAUAUGUUAUGUUUUCUUUAAGCUUAUGAUUUUUCUCAUUGUGAAUUACAUAAAAAAAAAAUUUAUUACAUUGACUUUUAGCUUUUAACACGCGAGCUUAAUUCACGUAGAACAAUUCAAGACGAAAGGUAGAACUUUAAAUAAUGUUAGACUUUAGAACGGAACAUGCCAAAACUUAGGAAGAAAAAUACAACUGUCAAAAAUAGAACAAGUUGAAACCUUGGCGGAAGAUGAAAAUACAAACAAAAACGAUAGAUAAUAGAGGAAAAGGAGAAUCUAAACUAUAGUGUGCAUAAAAGAAAACAGAAACGAUUGUAUCGAUGUUACACAUGAACAUGUUUCAUUUCUCAUAUGGAAAUACUCCCCCAUCUCACCACCCUCACGAGACAGGCGGUAACAAAACUCCAGGAACAGAUCUGCUAAAGAAAACAUAUCACUAAACGUACCAAAAUUUGAUCGAAAAAACAAUUACUACACACGUUCCCUUUUUCUACCACGAUACAGCCAACGAUCUUUGACAACCUUUUUCUACAGAGCAUAAUUUUACACCAGAAAAAAAAGAAAACAAUGAAACAAAUAUGUAUCUAUCGGUAACGGAAGGUCUAACGAGAAAUCCAAUACGCUCCUUUUGCAUGGUUGAAUGAAAAGUAUAAAAGGCAGAGCUAUGUACUAAAUAUUGAAUUCUUUGGCAGCAUAGAGACCAACACAAACAACAAUUUUGAUUUUACAUCC
Anopheles moucheti is the source of this 6150-nucleotide messenger RNA. RefSeq names its product high affinity cGMP-specific 3',5'-cyclic phosphodiesterase 9A. The coding region runs from base 539 to 4903 and encodes 1454 amino acids. Gene Ontology annotation, biological process: cGMP catabolic process. Gene Ontology annotation, molecular function: 3',5'-cyclic-GMP phosphodiesterase activity. Lineage: Eukaryota; Metazoa; Arthropoda; Insecta; Diptera; Culicidae. The record is from RefSeq and is a predicted model, not a curated record. The transcript is spliced from 12 exons.